Prorocentrum cordatum is the source of this 723-nucleotide messenger RNA. NCBI's taxonomy places the organism in Eukaryota, Dinophyceae, Prorocentrales, Prorocentraceae. The record is from the annotation of a GenBank genome assembly.
GUCCGGGAGAGCGGCGCCGCGGCGCGCUUCGGCCGUGCUUCGCCGCACGAGGCCGCUUGCGUGGUCCUCCUGCUGUGCAGCGCGGUGCCGCUCCUGGUUGGUGGCAUCGAGGGUGAUGCCGUGCUGCCUCGACCAUAUCCACGCCUACUACUACCAUUCGUGGCUGUGUGGACGGCCGCUCUGUGCCUCGGCCUCGGCGUGGUCCGGCGGCGGCCCCCCUCGGCGAGCUGCGUCGGUUCCUUCGUGCUGCUGUGGCUGCCCCUGGUGUCGCUCAGCGUGCUCCUGUUCCUGCGGUGCUCGGUGAUGCCGCAGAUGCCCAGCCUCGCUGUCUUCGCGCCCGGCCUCGUGGUCACUGGUCUCGCACUGGUCUUCGUCGGCUUCCUGGUGGUCGCAGCCUGCUGGCUCGGCUGCCGCGGCAACCGCGAGUGGACCGAGUACGCGCUGGUCACGCUGCUCGCCAUGGUGACCGUGUUGGUGCCCCUGCUUCUCGUGCAGCUGGCGCUGCUGGCGUACACGAGCGGCAGCGUGGGCGCGGACGGCGUGCUGCUGCCGUGGACGGUGUGGCUCGCAGGCUUGCUCGCCUGCUCCGUGUGGCAGGCCUGCAUGCCGCAGGUGGGCGUUUCGGGAGACCCGCUCUCGAGGACCUGGCGCCGCGAGGGCGACCGGGGAGACUCGGCGUCGGACACCGAGCUGCUCCCGCGGCUCCCCGGCGGGGUAGUGUGA